CAAUGUCCCUGAAGCUCAUCGUAUUCCACGAAUUCGCUGCUGCAAUUCCGAGUUUGACAAGUCCAAGUUGAACCACAUUCGACUGCAAAGACAAAUCUGAUUUACAAUAUGGCCUCAUUCGGAAGACUCGUUGCAACUCCAGCCAGCGCUACGAUCGACACCACAAUCGCUCUCGCAAAUCUCAACUUUGACUUCGCUUUGUUCAAAGUGGAGCCCCAAUCAGAGUUCAAAGGCAUCGGUUCCUCCCUCUCUCCCAUCCGACGUCACGAGGCGGAAAACGGCCCAACACAUGUGACAGCACGGAAGCUUGGGGCGUUGUUCGAACCGCUCCUUCCAUCGACGACGGCUCUCGCCAAAGCGUAUGGCUUGCGUGCUACAGAAAUUAUCCAGAAGUCGAAGAUUAAGAAGGCAGUCCAGCCAUCCUUAGGUGUCUUUGCAAACCAUGGCGGUGUCGAUGGGACCAGCAUAUGGGCAGCUGCUACCUCCGGGCAAGGGACUAUCAGAGUUCAUCUGCUAGCUUGCAUGCUCGCAAGGAUAUGGGAAGCGGCGGAAGCGACAUCAAUAUGGGUGGAAAUUGUAGAGGAAAGAAAAAAGGACAUCGCUUCAACUUUCGACUCAGGAGGCAGCGCCAACAUCUCCGCCUACAUGACAUCCCAGCAAGAACUGACGCGAGAUCAACUGGCAAACUGGGAUGCGAGUGCACGAGCAUGGCUUCGCGCAGCGGAUGAUGUCGAGGCUCGAAGACAAAAGCAACUCGAGCUUAUUCUAAGCAACGUUAAUGUUUCCGUGAACUCAAAGUCAAAAGUGUGGGAAAGUGUUUUAGCAGCAUGGAAGUCUGCAAUGCAGGCAGUUGACUGUCUCAUUUGCGGAAUGCCGCAGCAAGCACAGACAGGGGAGAUAUUUCUGGGGUUGUCUGCCUGGCAUUUAUAUCCGAACAUUCUCGUUCUUGGGACUUUGACAACACCAGUCAAGCUAAACGACCCGUUAGUGCACCCAGCCGGCCUCCUAACAUUGGGUCUCCAGAGCGAUAGGACUGGACAGGAAGACGGUGUUCACUGGUCGUUGCCUCUCGCCCACCUCCGAUACUAUGGUGAUCCUAUCGUGCGUACACGAUCUGUCACCAAGAACGGUUCAAGGUUAACGCUCGCGGAAUUUCUUCAGGCAAUCCUUGGGGCUUUGUUCGAGAGUUGGGGACGUCAAGGCAAAGACAAUGAAGCUUCCGCCAAGUUCCUUAAAGCCCUCAAAACCGCGGUGCUGCUCGACUCUUCACACGGUACUCAAAUGCCGGAGGACUGCUGGCUAGACAUAUUAGGCACUGCGGCUUCUGAUUUCCUCGCCUGUGAUCCCACUCAGAGUGGGAGAUACGCCCAGCUACAUAUGCUUGGCAGGAAGUACUCAGAAAUUAUCCUGGGAAAGACCCUGUUCCCGGCAUUCGCUUUUGCGUCUACCGGCGCUUGGUUUGGCCUUCACACAGGUCAGGAAGCGACCAUCAAAGCUCUCCGAGUCAUUGCAAACCAACUUCCAGUUGAAGCGGAGAAUCUGUUUAUCAGAUACCGUGUAGAAAAUUGGGAAUGCUGUUCCUCUCAAUUCGAGUACGCUACUGCAAAGAUAUCCACUUCCAAUAGCUCUCAGAUGCAACAACACUUUCGUUGGAUCCAUACUGGCAGUGACUCUUCACACCUCAACAAAUCUCGCGAAACCAUCAAAAAUUCGCAGGUCCGUACCAAGAGCCUGACAGAAACCUACACCAGCAUCGGAGAACUCGUACAACCUUUGGAAGACCAGGUGCUCUAUGAAGAAAAUCGGGGCCAGAGGAUUCAUCGGCGUCAGCCCCAUCGUGACUCAGGAGAAAUAGAGCAAAGAGUGUUCCAUAGUAUGAGUAACAAGAAACAGCAGAAGUUUCAAAAAGGGCAACAUUUCCACUCAGACAAGCACUUGUACAAACUGUUAUUUGGGGAUCCACACGAAGCCGCCAUUUAUAUUGUUUAUGACUGCGAAUACAAGUCUGGCCCCGUCCGUGAACGCUACAAGGAAGAAGCUACAGCCCAGAUAAAUGCAGCUCACGACAGAUUGAGCGAAGGUGUCGGCCUAUCAAAUAUCACAAAAAUCCUCACACACAAAACUGGCGGUUCAAAUAGUAAGAGAGAACUCGCGAAGGCACUUUCCUGGGUCGAAACUGGUUACAUACACUGUUUGAAGGUGAUUUCCACCCUAGUGAGAGUCUAUAAGGCGCUCCCUCAUGCAACAAUCGACGUUCGGAUUUUGCAGGAGCCUUUUCGAGAGCAGAUUUGGGUCCCCGAACCUCCAAAGUGGUUGUUGCUCAAGCAAGCCUCACCCUUGGAUGAAACCCUCCGUUCGUAUCCUCUCACUCGUCAGCAAUGCUUUUCCUGCAUAAUAAAGCUAGAGUCAUCACAGUAUAGCAUUGAACCUGAAAAGCUCAAUACAGUAUUAGCUGUUUCAACAGGAGAUUCGAUUUUCGUCGCGUCUCCGCUCCUCUGCGAUCCCAUUGAAACAGGAACCGUCAACGCCGUUCAGAGAAUCAUGGGCAACGUAGGGAGGGCGGGUAUAGCACUACUUGUUCCGCCCCGAUCACCGAAAGUCAAGAAGCUGGGCAUCGAAACUUGGGACCUCAUAAAUCAAAACAAUUUCGACGGGAAUUUUGAGGAUUGCUUUGCCAACACUUCCUUGCACCUAUCCUUCACAGGAGCGAGUAUGCCGCUGGACAUUGGCUUCACAGGAAAUUGUGAUAGAGAGGUCUAUAUCUUAGAGACCGUAGUAUCGGUCCACGAGGCCGGCCAGUGGGUAGCAGAUCUCGACGUGCUAGGCUCCCUGGCGAACAGGCGGCUAGAACAUGACCUCGCCCGAAAACCAAGCUGUACCAACGACCACUGGGAAUGGCGGCACACCGAUCUACCGGGCCGGCAGCUCAUAAGUCUAGAGAAUUGGAGCGAGUUUUUGGACCGCCCAGAUUCUGGGAGCAUUUUCAAGGCAUUGGGUAACUGGCAGGCGAGACUUGCUGGGGCGGUAUUGGGGCUUGCGCAAGGGCAUAGAGUAUUUGUUGUACAGCGCGAUGUAUGCUGGAAAUGCGUGAAAGAUCGCCUUGAGAAGGGGUUCAAGAGUAAGGUCGAACCGGCUGCAGAGCCUAGCUUGAAUACAGCAGUAGCGGGGCCUGUCCUAUCAGAAGCCGUUACUAUCAUCGCCUAACCCCUCCAUUUGCGGCGUAAGUCUUGCAGCAAUUUUAAGGGGGGAGUUUUUGUAAAAUAUAAAAAAACAAAAAAAC
This is a messenger RNA of Hyaloscypha bicolor E, 3280 nucleotides long. RefSeq lists its product as uncharacterized. The transcript has a single exon. NCBI's taxonomy places the organism in Eukaryota, Fungi, Ascomycota, Leotiomycetes, Helotiales, Hyaloscyphaceae. The record is from RefSeq and is a predicted model, not a curated record. Bases 109 to 3204 code for a protein of 1031 amino acids.